AUGGGCCGUCGUGCGAAGAACAAGCAGGCACCGCCAGUGCCUAUACAAGACACUACUCCUCGGCCCUCUGCGAAAAAGCUCGGCAAGCGGAAAGCCGAUGCAGAUGCAGAUGUUAAGGAGAGCAUCGGCAAACGACCAGCAAAGAAGUUACGGGAAAAUCAUGAGCUUCCGACGAAGCCUGCGGUCGGGAAGGCAAGGGCUGGACUGGCAGAGAAGGUGACGAAGCCUGCGAACAAGCCAAAGCCAAAGAGACGGAAGGACGAGGAAGACGAGGAAGACGCCGAAGCGGGGAGCAGCGAAGGAUGGGAGGGUGUGCCAGAGGAUGGAGAUCUUAAAGCCAAAGCAAAAUCGCUCUUCCACGACAGUGACAACGAAGGGGUAUUCGUCGGUGACCUGGAAGACCUAGAUGUAGACGGGGAAGAUGGCGAAGACGACGACCUCUUACGAGGACCAGCCCAAGAGCUUGACCUGGGCUCAGACGACGAAGAGCUGGAAAUCGCACCGUCUAAGUCAAAAGGCAAGAAGUCAAAACAGCACGAACGACCCGCCAAAAUUAUCCCCACUGCGUCAGACGAGUCUUCAGACGACGAAGAUGACGAAGACGGGCCUACCACCAUGGCGAACAUGGAGGCUCGUUCCAGAGCUCUGGACGCGCAAGCAGCGCGCGAAGCUGAGCUUGAUAUUGAGGAAAUGCAAAACGCGGCACAGGCCGGCGAGGAUGAUGAUGAGUUCGCGGACGCAGACGAGGAGGAGGAUGAGGAGAUGGGUGGGGAGGGUGAGGACGUCGAGGGUUUCCAUCUGCCAACAGCAGAGGAGAGAGAAGACGAGAAGAAGAGCGGCGGUCCCGAUGUGCAUACAGUACAGAGACGCAUGCGCGAAUGCGUGCGUGUGCUGAGUAACCACAAGAAACGCGCCGCUCCAGGACGAUCUCGCACCGAAUAUGUCCAGCAACUCAUAUCUGACAUUGCGAGCUACUAUGGCUACAAUGACUUCCUUGCAGAGAAACUCUUCCAGAUGUUUCCCGCAAUCGAAUUCUUCGAAGCCAACGAAGUCCCUCGACCAGUCACCAUAAGGACCAACACCUUACGCACUCGCCGGCGGGAUCUUGCCCAAGCGCUCGUCAACCGAGGAGUUAACCUCGAACCCAUUGGCAAAUGGACGAACAUCGGUCUGCAGGUCUUCGAGAGUAGCGUACCCAUCGGUGCGACCCCGGAGUACCUCGCAGGCCACUACAUGCUCCAAGCUGCUUCUUCGUUCCUCCCUGUCAUUGCCUUGUCGCCGCAGCCCGGGGAGCGGGUGCUGGAUAUGGCGUCCGCUCCUGGUGGUAAGACGACGCACAUGGCAGCGUUGAUGGAGAACACGGGCGUGGUAUUCGCAAACGAUGCCAACAAGGCUCGCACGAAGAGUCUCACGGCAAACAUCCACCGUCUGGGAUGCAAGAACGUCGUCGUGUGCUCGUAUGAUGGAAGGGAGUUUCCCAAGGUCAUGGGCGGCUUCGACCGUGUGCUUCUGGAUGCGCCGUGCAGCGGUACCGGUGUUAUAAGCAAGGAUGCUAGCGUGAAGACGAACAAGUCCGACCGCGACUUCGCACUGCUCUCCCAUUUGCAGAAGCAGCUCAUCCUCUGCGCCAUCGACAGCGUCACGCCCGAUUCGAAGACAGGCGGUUACCUCGUCUAUUCGACGUGCUCCGUCACGGUUGACGAGAAUGAGGCCGUCGUGGACUACGCCCUGCGCAAACGGCCGAACGUCAAGCUCGUGGACACCGGGCUCGAGUUCGGCCGGCCAGGGUACACGAGCUUCCGCGGGAAGAACUUCAACGAGAAGGUCAGCCUGACCAGGCGGUUCUACCCCCACGUGCACAACAUGGAUGGGUUCUUCGUGGCGAAGUUCAAGGUCGACAAGCGCCAGAAGGUGAAGGCACGUCCGGAUGAGGGUGGGGCAGAUGUUAAGGGAGGAGACGCCAUGGAUGUAGAUAUGGACGCGGAGGAGACGAGGUUCGAUAGCGAUGAGGACAAGCCGUACCUCGAAGAGGCCAAACGCAAGCGGAUCAAGGCGAAGGGCCUGCGUCCACCUCCGAGAAGCAAACCGGCGGAACCGACACCUAUUGCCGUGAAAGCAGCCGCAUAA
Messenger RNA from Rhodofomes roseus, 2127 nucleotides. Its product is annotated as NOL1/NOP2/sun family RNA met. Lineage: Eukaryota; Fungi; Basidiomycota; Agaricomycetes; Polyporales; Fomitopsidaceae. The transcript has 7 exons. Bases 1 to 2127 code for a protein of 708 amino acids. Gene Ontology annotation, molecular function: rRNA (cytosine-C5-)-methyltransferase activity; RNA binding. Gene Ontology annotation, cellular component: nucleolus. The record is from RefSeq and is a predicted model, not a curated record. Gene Ontology annotation, biological process: rRNA base methylation; maturation of LSU-rRNA.